This is a messenger RNA of Drosophila navojoa, 1677 nucleotides long. Its product is annotated as malate dehydrogenase, mitochondrial. Lineage: Eukaryota; Metazoa; Arthropoda; Insecta; Diptera; Drosophilidae. The record is from RefSeq and is a predicted model, not a curated record. Gene Ontology annotation, molecular function: L-malate dehydrogenase (NAD+) activity. Gene Ontology annotation, biological process: tricarboxylic acid cycle; malate metabolic process. Gene Ontology annotation, cellular component: mitochondrion; cytoplasm.
AACAGUUUUCAAAUAUUUUCGUUUCUGAGUAAUGCAAAAUUGUGUCACAAUCAGAAUAUUAUUUCGAGGUAAAUUCAAAUUGUAAAUAAUCGCGCGAUAUGUUGAACUGUGUCUAUGCGGGUCUGAGAUCGGGCGUUAGGGCUCAACUGGCCGGAGUAGCUAUCCCAAGGAAUAACUGGUAUCGCAAUGGGCGCGACGAGCGCAACUAUAAGGUGACCGUCGUGGGCGCCGGAGGUGGGAUUGGCCAGCCGCUAUCGUUGCUGCUCAAACAGAAUCCGCUGAUCCACCAGCUGACCCUGCACGAUCUGUCCAAAACAAAGGGCGUGGCCGCUGACCUGUCGCACAUCUGCACACCGACACAGGUCGACUUCUUCGAGGGCGUGCAGCAGCAGGCAUUGAUCGAUGCGCUGCAGGACUCGCAUCUGGUCGUCGUAUCAGCGGGACAGCCCCGCAAGCCGGGCAUGACGCGGGGUGAGCUGCUGAGCACUAAUGCCGCUGUAGCCAUGGCUGUGGCCUGUGCCGCGGGCAUCUCCUGCCCCCAGGCCUUGCUCGCCUUCAUAACGAAUCCCAUCAACAUGUUGGUGCCCAUUGCGGCGGAGUUUUUGAAGGUGAAAGGCGUUUACGAUCCGAAGCGUCUGUUUGGCAUCACAACUCUGGACGUAGUGCGCGCCAAGACUUUCAUAGCGGACUUCAUGAACCUUAACCCAGCCAUGGUGGAUAUACCAAUCAUCGGUGGCCAUUCGGGCGACACCAUACUGCCGAUCUUCUCGCAUUGCUCACCACCAUUCACGGGCAACGAGGAGGACGUGGAGCGUCUGACGAAUCGGAUCCAGCAAGCGGGCAACGAGGUGAUCGAGGCGAAGGCUGGCCAAGGCUCGGCCACCCUCUCCAUGGCCUUUGCCUCGGCUCGGUUUGUCAGCGCUCUGCUGCGCGGCCUGAACAACGAGGCGAAUGUCAUUGAAUGCGCCUACGUGGACUCCGAUGUCACCGAGCUGCCGUUCUUUGCCACGCCGGUGCUGCUGGGGCCCAAUGGCAUCAAGGAGAAUCUGGGCCUGCCCGAGCUGAAUGCGGUGGAGCAGGAUGCGCUCGAGAAGAUGCUGCCCGAGCUGAGUGAGAGCAUUAAGACGGCCAUACAAUUUGCCCAGACUGUGAUCAAGGACUCCAACCUGGAGCAGGACCAACGCAAGGCGGAUGCAGUCAGCCGCAGUUCCGAUUCUACGCAACUAGCACAGAACAACUAGGAAGUAUAGCUAGCUCUGCUGGCAGCUAAUCUGCAGCCGGAAUCUUGACGCAGUUCCUCAUUCAUUAAAUUAAAUCACAAACACUAUAAAUACACACGCACACACACACACACACAGACAUGCACACACAUAUGCAUGCGCAUGUGCAUACUAUAUGUAUGUAUGUGAAACUAGUAUGCUAGGUUGGGGUCGUCGCAGUCAAUUGGUGAAGCAUCGUCAUGUUGCUGAUAAGUGAUUGCAUAGCCGCCUGCUGAUUACUGAUGCUGGCAUCUCCAAGGGGAAUCCGUGCCAAAGUUUCCCUGAUGCAAUCCGCCGGCCCAUCCCAUCCAUGCAUUUCACUCAAUUCACUUGUUGUUGUUCGCGCUGUUCGAAAAUAUCCAUUGGAAAACUUUUCAGAAAUGAUAUCACUAGACGUACGGUUUCCCCGUUUUAAUUC